GUUGACUUUACUUCUCUACUUCUAGCGCUUCAUCUUGUUUCAUCUAGCUUGCCUACUUACUUACCUUUCUACCUGAUUACUUAUCUUCAUACGGAAGAGUUGCGUGAGAGGAAGAUACCUACGAAUCCGAGGGAGGUUCCGUUCCGAGAGGAAGGACGAAUCUGGUCCCAGACCAACCAACCAACCACCACUCACCCAGCAGGGUAAAAGGAGAACCGACCCUCAACAUCUCCAUCAUCAACAACCACCCGACAAUCAAAAUGUCCGACACACACAGCCCUGAGCCCGAGCUCAAAGCCACCGUCAUAGACGACCAGCCCCCGACCCCCGGCGGCGCUAUCGAUGACGAACCCGCCAAGGAGACGGAACCAGAAAGUCACGAUGCACAGCCUGAAGACGAACAACAACCAGAGGCUGAGGAGCAGGAGCAGGAGGAGCCAGAGCAAGCUGAAGAAGAGGUCGAAGAGGAUGAUGAGAAGCUCUCCGAUGACGAAUCGAUUCUGUCCGAGGUCGACGAAGCUCAGUUCGAGGAUUUCGAUCCCGAGAAUGUCGACAUCGAGGAUCGGCCGCAGCUGGCUAUUGAUGAGGAUAAUUUGAAGUUGAUUGGACGGCAUAAGCGGAAGCGCACGGAGGGGGGCGAUGAGGAGCGCUCGAAGCGGAAGAGGGAGGGGAGGCGCGAGAAGAAGAGUCGGCGCAUGAGGGAGUUGGAGGAUGGGGGCGCGAGUGAUGAGGAGAAGGCGAGUCGGAGGAGAAAGAAGAAGGAGGCGGCGCUGCAGGAGGAGGAGUUGUUGGAUCCGGCUACUAGACGGAGGAGAGCGCUGGAUCGCGCGAUGGAUGAGGCGUUGAAGAAGCCUACGAAGAGACGGUUUAGGAAGGCGGAUGGUAUUGAUCUUGAACAAAUGGCCGAUGCCGAAAUCGAAGAUAUGCGCAAGCGCAUGACGCAUGCCGCUCAGAUGGAUGCCAUCAACCGUCGCGAGGGCAAGCCCGCCAUGCACAAGCUCAAGAUGCUCCCCGAGGUCGUCUCCCUGCUCAACCGCAACCAAUACGUCAACAGUUUGGUCGACCCCGAGAUCAACCUGCUCGAGGCUGUCAAGUUCUUCCUGGAGCCCUUGGAUGACGGCUCGCUGCCGGCGUACAACAUUCAGCGGGAUCUGAUGACGGCGCUGGGCAAGCUGCCGAUCAACAAGGAGGCUUUGGUUGCCAGUGGCAUUGGCAAGGUGAUUGUGUUCUACACGCGGAGCAAGCGUCCUGAGCCAGGCAUCAAGCGCAUGGCGGAGCGUCUGUUGGCCGAAUGGACGCGCCCGAUCCUCCAGCGCAGCGACGACUACUCGAAGAGGGUAUACCAGGAGGCUGCUUUUGAUCCUACUAAACUGAACACCACCCGCACCCAAUCCGUGCAGGCCACGGCAGCAGAGGCUCGGGCUCGCGCAUUGCUGCCUCCUCGUCUGGCGAACCGCGCGCGCGCCGAUAUGACACACACCAGCUAUACGGUCGUGCCGCGGCCGACAAUGGUGCAGGAAAGCAAGUUUGCGCGACCUUUGGGAGCUAGCGGCGAGGAUCGGUUCCGAAGGAUGCGGGCGCGACAAAUUGCGGCGCAGAAGGGGUCACGCCGGUAGACUGUUAGCAUCAUUCUGCAGUUGUGCUCACUUUUUAUGUAUGUCAGGCUUUAUCUCGUAGUUAACUCGGGCGGCGCAGGCGGAAUGUAUUAAGUAUUAUUGGAC
Molecule: messenger RNA, 1721 nt
Organism: Aspergillus ibericus CBS 121593
Lineage: Eukaryota; Fungi; Ascomycota; Eurotiomycetes; Eurotiales; Aspergillaceae
Product: transcription factor SPN1
Exons: 4
Coding region: 261-1616 (451 amino acids)
Biological process (GO): poly(A)+ mRNA export from nucleus
Cellular component (GO): nucleus
Source: RefSeq, a predicted model, not a curated record